CUGUGUUUGGGUGCAGCAGCUUCAAAGAUGGCAGCAGAUGCAGGAAAGUACAGAAGUGCAAUGAGCAAAAGUAAAGACCCUUCGGGGUUACUCAUCUCUGUGAUCAGGACACUGUCCAGAAGCGACGAUGUUCAGGACCGAGAGACUGAAAAGGGCCGCCUGGAGGAGGCCUAUGAGAAAUGUGACCGGGAUCUGGACGAUCAGAUUGUACAGCAUUAUACUGAGCUGACCACUGCCAUUCGCACGUACCAGAGCAUCACGGAGCGCAUCACCAACUCGCGGAACAAAAUCAAGCAGGUGAAGGAGAACCUGCUGUCCUGCAAGAUGCUCCUGCACUGCAAACGGGACGAGCUGCGCAAGCUGUGGAUCGAGGGGAUGGAGCACAAGCACGUCCUCAAUCUGCUGGAUGAAAUCGAGAACAUUAAGCAAGUGCCGCAGAAACUGGAGUCCUGCAUGUCCAGCAAGCACUACCUGCACGCCACAGACAUGCUGGUCUCUGCCGUGGAGUCCUUGGAGGGACCUCUCCUGCAGGUGGAAGGCCUCAGCGACCUGCGUCUGGAGCUGCACAGCAAGAAGCUCAACAUGCACCUGGUUCUCAUCGACGAGCUGCACAGGCACCUGUACAUCAAGUCCACCAGCCGGGUGGGCGGCAAGAACAAGGACAAAGACAAGGACAAGGGAAGAUCAGGAAGUUCGUCUGCAAAGGAAACCUCUCCAGUCCCCUUGAUUGAAGUCAGCAACUUGUCUACUCCACGGAAGUUCAUGGAGCCCUCUCAGUACGCCACUCCUGGGAGUUCUAGUAUUCGAGAGCUAAAUCUCCAGGAGGUGAAGGAGGACCUGGAUGUGGACCCAGAGGAGAACAGUGGCGUGUUCAUGGGAGUCCUCAUCAAGGGUCUGGCCAAGCUGAAGAAGAUUCCUGAGACCAUAAAGGCGAUCACAGACCGCCUGGAGCCAGAGCUGAAGCAGAUUGUCAAGAGGUCCACCACUCAGAUAGGAGACCAUGCCUACCAGAGAGGAGAGAGUCUCUCACAGGAGAAUCAGCCCAGGUUGCUUCUGGAGCUGCUGGAGCUGCUGUUUGACAAGUUCAAUGCUGUGGCUGCUGCUCACAGCAUCGUCCUGGGGCACCUGCAGCAGAUCGUCAGAUCCCCUAAUGGUGCCCAAGAGGGACUCGUCAAGCUGUAUGACAUGGCCGAUGUGUUUGCCAAGAUACAAACAGUUCUCCAGGUGUUGCUGAUGGAUUAUCUAGAUGUGAAGAACACUCGCAGUGCUUCUGAGCCCACAGCUCAGCUCACCUACGCCAGUUCUGGCAGUGACUUUGCUACCUUCUUUGGCAAAAAGAAACCCCAGAGGCCCAAGCAGUCCCUUUUCAAGUUCGAAUCUUCAUCCCACGCUAUAAGCAUGAGCGCCUAUCUGCGUGAGCAGAGGAGAGAGCUGUACAGCAAAAGUGGAGAACUGCAAGGAGGGGCUGAUGACAACUUAAUUGAAGGAGGAGAGACAAAGUUUGUUUGCAAACCAGGAGCAAGAAACAUUACGGUCAUUUUCCACCCGUUGCUGAGGUUUAUCCAGGAGAUAGAGCACAGCAUGGGACCCGGGCAAGCCAAGCAAUGCCAGCUGAGGACUUUUCUCACUUAUUACAUCAAUGAUUACUUCCUGAACCAAGUCCGCACUGAGAUCAACAAAGAAAUUGAGACAGUGACCAAGGUGUCUGACCCCCUGAAGAUCCUGGCCAGUGCAGAUACAAUGAAGAUACUUGGAGUGCAGCGGCCCUUACUGCAGAGCACAGUGGUAGUGGAGAAAUCUAUCCAGGAUUUAAUGAAUCUGAUGCAUGACUUGAGUGCUUACUCCAACCAGUUUCUCGAGAUGGUGUGUGACAAGCUGAAGGAGUACAAGGAGAUCUGCAACACUGCAUACAGCAGGGGUAUAGUUCAGUCUGAGGAGAAGCUGACAAUCAGUGCGUCGUGGGCCAAGGAUGAGGACAUCAGCAGGCUGCUCCAGUCCCUCCCCAACUGGGCCAGCAUGGCACAGCCUAGACAGCUGAGACAGAAGAGGGAGGAUGAGGAGGACUUCACAAGGGCUGCCUUUGCUAAAGAGUCAGAGGUGCUCACUGGUAACCUAGGAGACAAGCUGAUCCCUCAGAAUGAAAUUCUACGUGAUGUCAGUGAUCUGAAAGCCCUGGCAAACCUCCAUGAGAGUCUUGAGUGGCUAGCAGGGAGGCUUAAGGGCUUUUUCUCCAGCCUACCAACAACACAGACCAUGUCUCCAGGCUCGGAUUCCCAGGUCAAUACAGAACACACACGAACCCGCGAGCAGAUCAUGCAGACCCUCAAUGACCUUGCAAGGUCAUUUCAAGAGAUGGCUGAUCGUUGCUUACUGGUGCUUCACCUAGAAGUCAGGGUUCAUUGCUUCCAUUACCUCAUCCCUCUCACAAAGCAGGGGAAUUAUGCCAUAGUUGCCAAUGUGGAAAGUAUGGACUACGACCCCCUAGUGGUGAAACUCAAUAAAGACAUCAGUGCCAUAGAAGAAGUCAUGAGUGCCAGUCUUCAGCAACACAAGUUUCAGUAUAUAUUCGAAGGUCUGGGCCAUUUGAUCUCCUGCAUCCUGAUCAAUGGAGCCCAGUAUUUCAAGAGGAUUAGUGAAUCUGGGAUUAAGAAGAUGUGCAGAAAUAUUUUUGUCCUACAGCAGAAUCUGACUAACAUCACUAUGUCCCGUGAAGCUGACCUUGACUUUGCCAGGCAGUACUACGAGAUGCUGUACAACACAGCUGAUGAACUGCUGAACCUGGUGGUGGACCAAGGGGUAAAAUACACCGAGCUGGAGUACAUCAAUGCAUUGAGCCUCCUCCAUCGCAGCCAGACGGGUGUGGGAGACCAGACUGUGCAGAAUAUGAGGCUACAGCGCCUGAAGGAGAUCAUCUGUGAGCAGGCCGCCAUUAAACAGGCUACCAAGGACAAGAAAAUAACCACAGUGUAAUUCCUUUCUCUCCAGCAGCUGUUGUCUUUCAGUACAUAUCAUUGCAUUAACCACUAAGGAAAAUGACAGUACUUAUAACUGUUCAUGCAAAUAGCUAAGAUCUAGGUGUUGCAAUAUGUAAGAGUCCAGGAGAAUAAUGUGUUCCUCUUAAGUCUGUCUUUUCUUAAACAUUUACGGGCACCUGUAUAAAAACAUAUCUGUGUGAAACAAGAUGCUCAAGGUUAUUUAGCUCAACUCAUCUUCAGGAAACACUGUACAUGGUUUUAGGAUAUUUCAUUCAUUUUAAUAUAAUCCCAGCCCACACUUUAAAAUAAUUAAAAUCACUUUUAAUAUUGUGUCCAGUAGUUCUUCUAAAGAGUGACUUAUGCCCAAAAUAAAAAAUGAAAGAUCAUUUAAUGUAGAUAAUCAUUGGAAAAUAAAAACAUCAUUCCUAUUAUACCUACUUAAAAGGCAUUUUCUCCUGGAGUUUAACAUAAAAGCACUGGAAACUUGUUUAUAUAUAUUUUUUUUCUUUUACUGUCUAUCAUGGUUGUGCCUGAUCUUGAAGUAGGCAGUUUAAUUUCACACAUUUUGGCAAAUCUACAUCAUGUCCUGCUUUAUCACAAAAAAAGGUAAACGAUGAAUCCUAGUACUAUAAAUGACUAACAUUAUUAUGAGGGAUGGAAAGCCAGAUGGAUAAAAAAGGAAUUUCUUUUGUCUGGUAAAAUAAUGAACCGUGCACCUGAAAGUGUAAAUAAGUGUGUUUUCAAAAAAUAGUUCUAAAAUGUCUCUCUAUCUUUUCUUUUCAAAACUUGUUCUCUGUUCCCACAUAUAUAGUUCCUUAAAAAUGUUUAGAGUAAUAGUGUUUGAAAUAAAUUCCUUUCUUUAUGAAAUAGAGACUGGCAGUGUCACUUUGCCAUGCAGUUCUUAAAAAGCAUACAUUCAGGUGUAUCGUUUUACGUGCAGUUUGAAAUCAAUAAAGCUGUGUUGCUGGUAUUGGAA
Lepisosteus oculatus (spotted gar) is the source of this 3951-nucleotide messenger RNA. RefSeq names its product exocyst complex component 4 (gene exoc4). Gene Ontology annotation, biological process: Golgi to plasma membrane transport; exocytosis; chemical synaptic transmission. Gene Ontology annotation, cellular component: synapse; exocyst; growth cone membrane. NCBI's taxonomy places the organism in Eukaryota, Metazoa, Chordata, Actinopteri, Semionotiformes, Lepisosteidae. The record is from RefSeq and is a predicted model, not a curated record.